Vigna umbellata (rice bean) is the source of this 483-nucleotide messenger RNA. The record is from RefSeq and is a predicted model, not a curated record. NCBI's taxonomy places the organism in Eukaryota, Viridiplantae, Streptophyta, Magnoliopsida, Fabales, Fabaceae.
AUGUAUAAGUCUUAUGAGGAGGGGUCUAAGGAAGGAAAGAGAGGUGAUUUAUUGGAUAGGAGGGGAACGGGUGAUAAGAAGGAUGAGUCUGUUGAAGAAUCAAAGGUUGACAGUAGUAGAAAGGAAAUGGGUGAUGGGAGAAAGAAAAAAGAGGACGCAGUGGAUGACACUGGUAACAUGAAUGAUUCUGGUGUAGAUUCUGAUAAGAAAGUGGUCAUGGAACAGAAAAUUGAUAAUGGAAAAGAUUCAUCGGUGGCAAAUACGCACCCUGGGAAUGAGAAUGAGGAGAAGAAGGAGGAGGAACUUGAGUGGGAUGAGAUUGAGGAUCUUAGUGGAAUUGAUGAAGAGAAGGCAAUUCAAACAGGGAGCCCAACCAAAGUUGAUUUGCGGAAGCGCCUCGGUACUGCACAACAACAACAAGAAGACUUGAGUUGGGAUAUUGAAGAUGAUGAUAAUGAUAAGCCUGCUAAUGCUAAGGUUUGA